This is a messenger RNA of Notolabrus celidotus (New Zealand spotty), 2208 nucleotides long. It is a transcript of the gene yif1b, whose product is annotated as Yip1 interacting factor homolog B (S. cerevisiae). NCBI's taxonomy places the organism in Eukaryota, Metazoa, Chordata, Actinopteri, Labriformes, Labridae. The transcript is spliced from 8 exons. Gene Ontology annotation, biological process: endoplasmic reticulum to Golgi vesicle-mediated transport. Bases 150 to 1082 code for a protein of 310 amino acids. The record is from RefSeq and is a predicted model, not a curated record. Gene Ontology annotation, cellular component: Golgi membrane; endoplasmic reticulum membrane; COPII-coated ER to Golgi transport vesicle.
AGUUUGAAACCAGAGAAGAAGAAGAUCUGGUUUGCUUCCGUGUAAAUUUAUGAAUGACUCCAACUUCCCCUGACUAGCUUGCUAACUUAAGUUGACUCGCAACUGUGUCGAGGGUUUCUCACGACUACUGCCACCACAAAUAAGCCAAAAUGGAUUAUACAGCGACUCAGAGUGGCUUCAGACAGCGUAAGUUACAGCCUAACAUGCGUCUGAGGAAUAGCUCCAUGGAUGGCUCAGAUGGAAACCAGCUGUUCGAGGACACAAGCGGAGCCACACCUGGAUCACAGGCGGGGUACAGAAACCAGCAAGGUGGACCUGGACCUCAAGCAGCUGGAAUCACUGGACAGUCCAUCCUGUCAGAUCCAAUGGGUAACCUGGCCAUGGCAUACGGCAGUUCACUGGCAUCCCAGGGGAGGGAGAUGAUGGACAAGAAUCUGGACAGGUUCAUCCCAAUCUCCAAGCUCAAAUACUACUUUGCUGUGGACACAGUGUACGUGGGAAAGAAGUUGGGCCUUUUAGUUUUUCCUUACAUGCAUAAGAACUGGGAGGUGAGCUACCAACAGGACACUCCCGUGGCUCCACGCUUUGAUGUGAACGCUCCCGAUCUGUACAUCCCUUCCAUGGGCUUCAUCACAUACGUCCUGGUGGCUGGGCUGGCCCUCGGCACACAGAAUAAGUUCUCCCCAGAGCUGCUGGGAGUUCAGGCCAGCUCAGCGCUGGUUUGGCUGAUCAUGGAAGUCCUGGCUGUCCUGCUGUCACUCUACCUCGUGACGGUAAACACCGACCUCACCACCAUAGACCUGCUCGCCUUCUCUGGAUAUAAAUAUGUCGGGAUGAUCAUAGGUGUGGUUGCAGGCCUGUUGUUUGGGAGGCUAGCGUACUAUCUCUCUCUACUGUGGUGUUGUGCUGCCAUUUUUGUCUUUAUGAUCCGCACCCUGCGUCUGAAGCUGUUAUCCGAGGCGGCGGCAGAGGGACGGCUGGUGAGAGGAACCAGAAACCAGCUGAGGAUGUACCUCACCAUGUCUAUAGCAGCAGCACAGCCCAUCUUCAUGUACUGGCUCACCUAUCACCUCAUCAGAUAAAACAGGACAAACACUUGUUGCGUCACAGAUGAACUCGGCUGUUUGAACGCCAUCUCACCCCCCAAAAAACACACACAUUCACACACACACACACAGACGCUAACAUAUCAAAAGAAGCUGGAGUUGGAUGAAACACACAUUUGUCUGGAUGGUAUCUCAUCUUUUUUCGGACAUAAAGACACAAGUGUACAUUCAGAAGACUCGCUUCAUCUACAAACAGAUAACUAUCACAUGCUACAAGACGACUGAGAGAAGAAGUGAUGCAUCACAGCCUUCUCUCUUACAGCACAGCACCACGUCAUUAGUCUUGCCUUUUUCCUUUUGUUUUCUUUUUAUGGUGUCUUUAAACGUUUGUAGCAAGAGCAAGUGGCUUUAAUAUUUUUUUUCUAUGGUGUGUAAUUAUUUGUUGAUUAAGUUUUAUAGCAAUAUUUAAGUAUGUACAUUUGUUUAAAGAAAAAGUAUUAUUACAGAUGUUGCUCUUGUCUAAUAUUUCUGAGCCGGCAGGAAAAAAGCACACUAACGUCACACAAACCGUCCACUUCAUGAAGAGAAAGGAAUCCACUUAAGGUUUUAAAAUCAAUGGAUCUUGAAAUAAGGUCUGUGUAAGUGUGGGUGUGUGAAACCUCAUUUUUAUGUGUUCAACCGUUUUGUAUGUGCUAUGGAAAAUGUAUGAGCUUUGCUGCCUGACAACUCUUGAAUAGAACUGUUAAAGUCACAUUAAGAUGUAGGGCUCACAAUGACUUUGAUAUCUUUUUAAAAAACAAGUAAAUUAUAAACCACUCUUUAAAUUUAAAGUCAGAGGGAAUAAAGACGGAGAGAUGAGAUGGUCUGUUCUAUGGAAAAUGUUUCUAGUCUCUUUGAUAUACUUGAAAUGUUUUAUCUUCAGAAAUGCUUCUUGUGCUUAAACGUGUUUGUAAAUCACCUGAGGUCACUGAGAAAUGAGUGACUCUGCUCUUUGUAAAUGUAGCUAAUAUUAACACAAACCAGGGUAAGAUACACGUUCACUUUAAGUUAUUUCAGGAAACUUUUAGAAAAUCAGGAGCUUUGCAUUGAUGAAACAUGUUAUUGAGUAAUACUGCAAUGUUCAGUUAACUGAGGUGCCAAUAAAAACUUUCUCUGAAUCUUG